UUAAAUACAAAUCAACAACAAGCAAGCAUUCUGAGUACAGUCAGUACAAUGACGUCUUUCGUAAAGAUCUUCACGUCUGCACUUCCAAGGCCGUUUAUACCCCCAAAAUAAAAUACCAAAAUGCAAUAAAUCAGAUGUAUAAUCUGAGCAAGAAUCGCUUAUUAAUUGAUCUCACCAAAUCCUCGGAUAAGCUCAGUAAAAACGCCAGGAUCGCUCUCCAUCAAACACCAUUCUGCUCCGGCUGUCAACGCACCGGCCGCCAUYUUGAAAACUGCCCAUAAAGCUAAUCGCGCUUCAUUGAGCCAGCAUUGAUUGUGCUCAGCUGUAAAAAAAUAUGGCGGAUUUGUUGUGUUGAAUGGAUGUUGAAUAUUUUUCUUCGAAAACUAAAUUAUAUAAGAAAAAAAUAUGGGUACCCAAAUGAAAGACAUCAAGAUCUCUGACGAGGCACCAAAAACAUUGCUAUUGGACAAACACUCUGAUUUUAUAGCAAGCUAUGGAAAAAAGAAAGACACAGAUUAUGACUAUUGUAUGACAGAGUAUCUUCGAAUGAGUGGUAUAUACUGGGGUUUAACUGCUAUGGGUCUAAUGAACAGACUUGACGUCAUGGACAAGGAUGAAGUAAUCAAGUUUGUCAAGUCCUGUCAACAUGAAAGUGGAGGUUUYAGUGCGAGUAUCAACCAUGAUCCACACUUAUUGUACACACUUAGUGCAGUACAGAUCCUCCUUCUAUACGAUGCAUUAGAAGAAGUCGAUGUCAAGAAAAUUGUAGAAUAUGUAGUCAAAUUACAGCAGCCAGAUGGGUCUUUCUGUGGUGAUAAGUGGGGUGAAAUUGAUACUCGAUUUUCCUUUUGUGCCUUGGCUUGUUUACAAAUUUUGAAUAAUCUGGAUGCAAUUGAUUUAGAGAAAGCAGUACUUUAUGUUAUUUCCUGUAUGAAUUUUGAUGGAGGCUUUGGUUGCCGACCAGGAUCUGAAUCUCAUGCUGGGCAGAUCUACUGCUGCCUUGGUGCCUUGUCUAUAGCCCAUGCUCUACAUCACGUCAAUGUAGACAUGCUAGGCUGGUGGCUUUGUGAAAGACAGCUUCCAUCUGGUGGCUUGAAUGGGCGACCAGAGAAGCUGCCUGAUGUGUGUUAUUCUUGGUGGGUCUUAGCUUCAUUGAAAAUACUUGGAAAAGUUCACUGGAUUGACAAGACAAUUAUUCACAAGUAUCUUUAA
Molecule: messenger RNA, 1212 nt
Organism: Exaiptasia diaphana
Lineage: Eukaryota; Metazoa; Cnidaria; Anthozoa; Actiniaria; Aiptasiidae
Product: geranylgeranyl transferase type-2 subunit beta
Exons: 9
Coding region: 406-1212 (268 amino acids)
Biological process (GO): protein geranylgeranylation
Cellular component (GO): Rab-protein geranylgeranyltransferase complex
Molecular function (GO): Rab geranylgeranyltransferase activity
Source: RefSeq, a predicted model, not a curated record